AUGGCCCCGCCGCGCCGCCGCGCCGCGCGCGCGCCGCGCGACGUCGCGAUGGUCGCACGCGCGGCGGCGGACGCGGAGGACGCGCCCGUCGCCGCCGCGCCGCCGAUCGGCAGAGACGUCACGUUCGGUCGCCGCGCGGAGAUGUUACGCGCGAAGAAAGAAUCGUCGCGCGAUCUCGACGCGAACGACGCCGCGGGGUUCUGGGGGAAGAUCAAGGCGGCGUUCGCGAUCUUCUUCCCCCCGAGCGAGGAGGAGACCGCGCGGAUAGAGGCGAAGAAGCGCCUGCGGAUGAUACUCGUCGCGGACAGGUGCGCGAUGAGCGGCGCGGCGAUGCAAGCCAUGAAGGAAAAGAUCGUGGACGUCGUGCGCGAGUUCGCGGAGGUUGACGACGAGCUCGGCGUGGAGGUCUCCAUGUCUCAGGACCCGGAGGUGCAAGGGACGAUGUACUCGCUGUCGAUACCGGUGAAGCGCGUGAACCCGGAGUUCGACGUGGAGAACGAGACGUACGGCUGGGACGAGGAGCCGGUGGAGUACGACGACACGGUGUGGAGUAAGGCGGGCGAGGAGGAGGAGGAGGAGGAGGAGGCGGAGGCGGCCGCGGGGGGAAAGAACUGA
Molecule: messenger RNA, 615 nt
Organism: Micromonas pusilla CCMP1545
Lineage: Eukaryota; Viridiplantae; Chlorophyta; Mamiellophyceae; Mamiellales; Mamiellaceae
Exons: 2
Coding region: 1-615 (204 amino acids)
Biological process (GO): cell division; regulation of division septum assembly
Source: RefSeq, a predicted model, not a curated record